Dioscorea cayenensis subsp. rotundata (Guinea yam) is the source of this 1237-nucleotide messenger RNA. Its product is annotated as protein STRICTOSIDINE SYNTHASE-LIKE 10-like. Gene Ontology annotation, biological process: biosynthetic process. NCBI's taxonomy places the organism in Eukaryota, Viridiplantae, Streptophyta, Magnoliopsida, Dioscoreales, Dioscoreaceae. Gene Ontology annotation, molecular function: strictosidine synthase activity. Bases 74 to 1138 code for a protein of 354 amino acids. The record is from RefSeq and is a predicted model, not a curated record. The transcript has 3 exons.
UUCUCUCUCUCUUCUUCUUCUUCUUCUUCUUCUUCUUCUUCUUCUUCUUCUUGUGUUUCUAUUGAUUCCAAUAAUGAAAGGAAAAGGUAUGAUGGCAGCUGCUAUGGCAGCAUGCAUAUUCUUCUUCAUCCCAUCUUUUGAAGGUCCUCAUCAUGAUGAUGCAAAGCUUCAAGUGUUGCCACUCAGUAAUGCAAGUGGUCCUGAGAGUUUCGCCUUUGACUCCGCCGGCCAAGGCCCUUACACCGGCGUCUCCGAUGGCCGGAUCUUUAAAUGGUCACCGGAACACCACCAAUGGAUUCAGUUUGCAGUUUCUUCAGGCUAUAUGGAUGAAGAGUGUGCAGGAUCACAAGAUAAGGAGAAGGAGAACAUAUGUGGGCGUCCAUUAGGCUUGGAAUUUAAUAAUAAAACGGGUGAUCUUUUCGUCGCUGAUGCUUAUAAAGGGCUGCUAAAGGCCACACAAGAUGAGAGAAUUUUAAAGCCUGUGGUCACAAGUGCAGAAGGUGGAGCAUUUGGUUUCACAAACAGUUUGGAUAUUGAUCAGAAUUCAGGUGUUAUCUACUUCUCUGAUAGCAGCAUAAAUUUCCAGAGAAGGCAGUUCAUGAAGGCUAUAAUAACAGGUGAUAGAACAGGAAGAGUGAUGAAAUAUGAUCCAGAAGAUGAAAAGGUUGAGGUUCUGAUCAAUGGCUUAGCAUUUGCUAAUGGAGUAGCAUUAAGCAGGGAUGGUAGCUUCUUGUUGAUAGUAGAGACAACUGAAUGCAGGAUACUGAAGUAUAAACUCAAAGAGAAGAGUGUUCAAGUGCUUGUGAAGUUACCAGGGUUUCCUGAUAAUAUAAAAAGGAGUCCAAGAGGAGGAUAUUGGGUAGCAAUGCAUUCAAGGAGGAAAAAGGUGGUACAGUGGGCUCUAUCUGUUUCUUGGAUAAGGAGAAUGAUUCCCUAUCUUCCAUUUGAUCUUCAUAAAUUGAGUGAGUUAAUGGAGAGAUGGAGAGGAGGAGCUUUGGCUAUGAGAAUUGGGGAUGAUGGUGAGGUUUUGGAGGUUUUAGACAAUAGGUUUAAGUUCAUUAGUGAAGUUCAUGAGAGGAAUGGGACUUUGUGGAUUGGCUCUGUUCUUGUGCCGUUUGCUUCUCUUUAUAAGCUUUAGAUUCAACAUCUAUCUGUCUUGUUUGUGUAGAUAUGUAAUAUGAAUAAUAUAUAUGGCUUUAUGAAAUGAUUCAUGCAUGCACUAGCACUAGUUCUAAUA